Molecule: messenger RNA, 1256 nt
Organism: Sesamum indicum (sesame)
Lineage: Eukaryota; Viridiplantae; Streptophyta; Magnoliopsida; Lamiales; Pedaliaceae
Product: tropinone reductase homolog
Molecular function (GO): oxidoreductase activity
Source: RefSeq, a predicted model, not a curated record
GGCGCCGGCCUUUCAAGUACGUACCCAAGGAUUCUUAACUUUGAGCUCAUGGCCAUAUGUAUAUGAAAGCAACAAACCAAAACCAUUUGUUUCCUAACUUUGUAUAUCAAAGUAAAUAAUUAGGUGGCUAUAAAUACCGGAGGCCUAAAGGCAACAGCUGAGUGUUUUUUCUGGCCCCGAUCAGGAAAACAAAUAGGUAUCAAGAAUCUGAAGAAUUAAUUAUGGCAAAGGAAGAGCAAAGUCGCAGCAGGGAGCAAAGAUGGACUCUCCAAGGAAUGACGGCGCUGGUCACCGGCGGCACCAAAGGAAUUGGAUACGCGAUAGUUGAAGAGCUUGCUGGAUUCGGUGCUACGGUAUAUACUUGUUCGAGAAACCAGGCUGAACUUAGUGAAAGGCUUAAAGAAUGGGAAGGCAAAGGGUUCAAAGUGAAGGGUUCUGCAUGCGACUUGUCCUCCAGCCCGCAACGAGAGGAGCUCAUCCAAAGUGUCUCCGCAGCCUUCGAUGGCAAGCUCAAUAUUCUUGUGAAUAAUGCUGCAAUGAGUCUGCUGAAACGAGCUAGUGAUCAUACGGCUGAAGAUUACAGGCGUAUAAUGGAGACGAACUUGGAGUCCCCAUAUCAUAUCUGCCAACUGGCUUACCCUCUUCUUAAAGCAUCUGGAUUGGGAAAUAUCGUCUUCAUUUCUUCUGUUGCUGGUGGAGUUGCACUCCCUGCUAUUUCUGCUUAUGCUGCAUCUAAAGGUGCCAUAAAUCAACUCACAAAAAAUUUAGCAUGCGAAUGGGCUAAGGACAACAUUCGCACCAAUACUGUAGCACCAUUUGGAGUUAGAACCUCCAUCCUCAAACCUGAGGACAUAGAUCCAUCAAUUCUGGAAAUGUUUAUCCCGUUAAUGGGUCGGACUCCUAUUGGACGAAUAGCAGAGCCUGAGGAAGUUUCUUCGCUGGUUACAUUCCUUUGCCUUCCGGCUGCUUCCUACAUCACCGGACAGGUUAUUUAUGUCGAUGGAGGAUUUACGGCAGGCAGCUUCUAGCUGGCAGACUUUGCUGGAUUUAAUUACUUGAUUAUAUCAAUCCUGGAUUUUCAGUUUGUGAAAAUAAUGCAUGUUACAUGAUUUUUUAUGCCAAGAUAUGUAAAUUUUUAAAAGACUGUUAUAGUGUUUUAAUUUGUGGCAUCAGCUUCUUACCAUUUGCAUGCCGUAUGAUGUAAUUAAUUAAACAACAACUUCCGACUGAGAACAAGUGAAUAUCAAUUUCCUGGA